AUGGACGUCAAGGAGCCCAGCGAGACCAAGGACAUAGAAUCGCCGCCGGUCGGGCCACAUGAGGCGCAUUUCGUCCUGAUUCCCCAGCCCAGUCCCCACCCGCGAGAUCCCUUGAAUUGGUCGCUAAGAAGCAAAUAUGUCAUUCUGGCCACCCUGUGCUUGGCGUCUUUCUCCGGCGCCAUUGCGCCGCUGUCAGGCCAGUUGAACCUUGCAGACCAGGAGAAGCUGUACCACAAGACGAAGCUCCAGGAAUCGUACGCGAACUCUGCGGCAUUGGCUGGCAUGGCCGCCGGCCCCUUCUUCUUCGCACCUAUCGCGCAUGUCUUGGGUCGCAGCUCCGUGAUCUUUUGGUGUGUGCUGUGCACACUAAUCUGCCAGAUCUGGGGCGCCGUCAUGACUCAUUCCAAUGAUUACAUCCCCUAUAUCAUUUCGCGGCUGUUCUCGGGCUUCUUCGGCGCCGUCCCCACGGUUCUGGGCCCGCGGAUCGUCACCGAUUUGUUCUUUCUGCAUCAGCGUGGUCGUGCAUUCACGGCACUACAUAUGGCCUUUUUGUUCGGUACCAUCGCCGGCCCGACAUUCUCGGGAUUCAUCUCGGCAGGAGCCUUCUUCCCCGUCGAGUUUUGGUGGACCGUUGGUCUCCUUGGAUUUACACUGAUCUGCUGCUUCUUCCUUCUGGAAGAAACGGGAUUCAACCGUGUGGAGGUAGAGAAGAAUCCUGAAAUCCCCCGCGGUUUCGUGGCGAGUCGAUUAGCGACGUUCUUCUUUGGACAGCGAGUGGUGCAGCCCACUACUUGGAAAGAAACCGCUCGGAUUGGUAUUGCCCCUAUCCUCAUUGGAAUCUGUCCGGUCACCAUCAUCAUGGGCGUCUUCACCCUGAUUUCUUUUGGCUUCUACGUGGGCGUCAAUGCUCUGACCCCGGUCUGGCUCCAGAAACCCGUCGCUGCUGGCGGAUAUGGCUUCUCCCUCAAACAGAAUGCCGCUUUUACUUUCUGUCACUGGAUCGGCAUCAUCUUUGUCCAGUUCUAUGGUCACUACUUGAACGACCGCAUUCCACUCGCUCUCGCCCGCCGCUGGAAUAACGGGGCCUGGAAACCGGAAUACCGACUACACGUCCUGUGGCUCCCAAGUCUCGUCCUGAAUCCUAUCGGCCUGGGGAUCUUUGGCGCCGCCCUGCAGUACCACUUGCAUUACAUGGUUCUCGCGUUGGCAGUGUUCAUUGUUACGAUUGGAUCGCUAGCCAGUGUGCCUGUCACGGUGAACUAUGUGGUGGAGUGUUUCACCAAGUAUCCCGCAGAAGCGGGAAUUGUGAUAGGCGCCUACCGAAUUGUGUAUGGGCUGACCAUUAGCUUCUACAUUGAUCCAUGGGUGGAGGCUGUAGAUUUGGGCUGGGUUUACGGAAUGAUGGCCUUUUUCGCAGUCUUUUCAUUCUUCUUCGUGAUGCUGCUUAUGUGGAAGGGUCAUGCUAUUCGGGGGAUCCAGUUCGCCAGUCUGGGAUCGAGCGAAGAGGGCGAGAAACUGGUCGAAGAGUAG
Penicillium macrosclerotiorum is the source of this 1530-nucleotide messenger RNA. Its product is annotated as Major facilitator superfamily domain general substrate transporter. The transcript has 4 exons. The coding region runs from base 1 to 1530 and encodes 509 amino acids. Gene Ontology annotation, molecular function: transmembrane transporter activity. Gene Ontology annotation, biological process: transmembrane transport. NCBI's taxonomy places the organism in Eukaryota, Fungi, Ascomycota, Eurotiomycetes, Eurotiales, Aspergillaceae. The record is from RefSeq and is a predicted model, not a curated record.